Messenger RNA from Hipposideros armiger (great roundleaf bat), 1043 nucleotides. RefSeq names its product alpha-amylase 1-like. The annotation marks the transcript as partial. Gene Ontology annotation, molecular function: catalytic activity; cation binding. Gene Ontology annotation, biological process: carbohydrate metabolic process. NCBI's taxonomy places the organism in Eukaryota, Metazoa, Chordata, Mammalia, Chiroptera, Hipposideridae. The record is from RefSeq and is a predicted model, not a curated record. The transcript is spliced from 7 exons.
GUUCAUAUUUAUGUGGAUGCUGUAAUUAAUCAUAUGUGUGGAAAUGGUGUGACUGCAGGAACCAGCAGUACUUGUGGAAGUUACUUCAACCCUGGAAAGAGGGAUUUUCCAGCAGUUCCAUUUUCUGGUUGGGAUUUUAAUGAUGGUAAAUGUAGAACUGGAAGUGGAGACAUUGAGAAUUACAAUGAUCCUUAUCAGGUCAGAGAUUGUCGUCUGUCUGGUCUUCUUGAUCUUGCCCUGGAGAAAGAUUAUGUGCGGUCCAAGAUUGCUGAGUAUCUGAACCAUCUCAUUGACCUUGGCGUAGCAGGGUUCAGAAUUGAUGCUUCUAAGCACAUGUGGCCUGGAGACAUGAAGGCAGUUUUGGAUAAACUGCAUAAUCUAAACACAACGUGGUUCCCUGAAGGAAGUAAACCUUUCAUUUACCAGGAGGUACAUUUAUGCAAAAUUGAUUCACCUCCCUAUGCAACAAUUGUUUCAUGUGAACUGUACAAAAUGGGAGUUGGAUUUAUGCUCGCUCAUCCGUAUGGAUUUACACGCAUAAUGUCAAGCUUUCGUUGGCCGAGAUAUUUUGUGAAUGGAAAAGAUAUCAAUGAUUGGGUUGGGCCACCAAAUAAUAAUGGAGUAACAAAAGAAGUUACUAUUAAUGAGGACACUACUUGUGGCAAUGACUGGGUCUGUGAACAUCGAUGGCGUCAAAUAAGGAACAUGGUUAUGUUCCGUAAUGUAGUUGAUGGCCAACCUUUUGCAAAUUGGUGGGAUAAUGGCAGCAACCAAGUAGCGUUUGGGAGAGGAAACAGAGGAUUCAUUGUCUUUAACAAUGAUGACUGGCCAUUAUCUUUAACUUUGCAAACUGGUCUUCCUGCUGGCACAUACUGUGAUGUUAUUUCUGGAGAUAAAAUUGGUGACACUUGCACAGGAAUUAAAAUCUAUGUUUCUGGCGAUGGCAAUGCUCAUUUCUCUGUUAGUAACUCUGCUGAAGAUCCAUUUAUUGCAAUUCAUGCUGAAUCUAAACUAUAAAAUUUGAAUUAAAUACAUAUGUACCC